AUGUUGCUCCCGACUGUUCCGGAUGAAUGGGCGGCUAAAGCAUUCACCAAGGAUCUGAAUCCAAGAAGUUUUGAUGCUUCCUGUAAAUUGAAGGAAUGCUUGCUUGAGUUCCAAGUGACGACUAGGGUGGAUGUCCACAACCGGUACAAGUCUAAGAUAAGGAUUGAAGAUGAUCAAAUUGGCUUCCCAUCGUCAGCAAAAGGACGAGAGAAGAAUAAAGAAAAAUCAAAAGAAGAUUUUGACACAGAAAGACGGUCAUCGAGGGGCCGAGUUUUGCCCUACGAAUUAUCCGAAGGACGCGGCAGAGGGUCCGGUAGGCAUACAGAAUACAACUUCAACGUCAAUGUAAUUGAGUUGGUAUCGGCUUUGAGGAACAUUAAAGAAGCACGAUUCCCGAAGACGAUCAGGUCUGAUCCCUGCCAGAGGGAUCCAAAUUUGUGGAGCAAAUACCACGGGACGAAUGGCCACCGGACUGGGGACUAUCGACAUCUGGGGGAAGAGGUGGCACCACUGCUUAAAAAUGGUCAUCUCAGAGAAUUCUUAAGUGAUCGGGCAAAGAACACCUACAGCCACAACCGUGAUAAUGCGGAGCCCUCGAAAGUAGGAGAAGAUCCCCCGUGCCAGACGAUCAACAUGAUCUUCGGGGGGAACGAGAUCAACGGGGUCACCUUCUCAGUAGAAAAAAAGAUGAAGGUAUCAAUAAUCCAUAGCAAGAUACUCCGAGAAGUCAUUGAAGAUGAUAUCACUUUCACAGAGGAGGACGCGGACGGACUGUUGCUACAACACAAUGACGCACUUGUAAUUUCUUUAAAUGUACUAGAUUUUAAAAUCAAAUUUAUUCUGGUUGAUCCAGGAAGUUCAUCCAUUAUUAUAUAA
Molecule: messenger RNA, 876 nt
Organism: Nicotiana tabacum (common tobacco)
Lineage: Eukaryota; Viridiplantae; Streptophyta; Magnoliopsida; Solanales; Solanaceae
Source: RefSeq, a predicted model, not a curated record